CCUCCAGCUGGCAGCUGCUAGGACUCAGGGGGCUGGCAGCGGGCCCUGCCCCUCCCCUGCUAGCUCCGUGUGUCUCCAAAGGGCAGCAGCAGAGUGACAGCCAGUACCAUCUCCGGCAGAGGCUGAGUGGCUGGGCCGGGGCGGGGGAGAGCCAGCAGGCCGCGACCGCACGCUGCCAGGCACCCACCAAGCCCCCAGAGAAUGGCAGCCGGGGCGUCGGGGCGCCUUCCGGGCAGCCGGUGAGGCGAGGGGCCCAGAGGCGCAGGGGGCAGGUAAUGGGCAGCGCGGCGCCGGAGGGGCGCGCCGUCGGCUCCCCGCGCACCGGCGCAGGCGGCGGCUGAGCGCGCCGAUGGCCAACGCCACGGGGCCGAUGGCCACGGACCUCGCGGGCUCGGCGGGCUGGAUCCUGGCUGUCCUCGUGGAGGUGGGCGCCCUGCUGGGCAACGGGGCCCUGCUGCUCGUGCUGCUGCGCACGCCCGGACUGCAGGACGCGCCCUACCUGGCGCACCUGUGCGUCGUGGACCUGCUGGCGGCCGCCUCCAUCAUGCCGCUGGGCCUGCUGGCCGCGCCGCCCCCGGGGCUGGGCCGC
Chinchilla lanigera (long-tailed chinchilla) is the source of this 589-nucleotide messenger RNA. It is a transcript of the gene Gpr62, whose product is annotated as G protein-coupled receptor 62. Gene Ontology annotation, cellular component: plasma membrane; signaling receptor complex; endosome. The record is from RefSeq and is a predicted model, not a curated record. Gene Ontology annotation, molecular function: G protein-coupled receptor activity. Gene Ontology annotation, biological process: G protein-coupled receptor signaling pathway. Lineage: Eukaryota; Metazoa; Chordata; Mammalia; Rodentia; Chinchillidae.